This is a messenger RNA of Anguilla anguilla (European eel), 2804 nucleotides long. RefSeq names its product G-protein coupled estrogen receptor 1-like. Bases 697 to 1761 code for a protein of 354 amino acids. The transcript is spliced from 2 exons. Gene Ontology annotation, biological process: cellular response to estradiol stimulus; G protein-coupled receptor signaling pathway. Lineage: Eukaryota; Metazoa; Chordata; Actinopteri; Anguilliformes; Anguillidae. The record is from RefSeq and is a predicted model, not a curated record. Gene Ontology annotation, cellular component: membrane. Gene Ontology annotation, molecular function: nuclear estrogen receptor activity; G protein-coupled receptor activity.
CACAAGCGCAGCGGGAUCAGAAGGGAAGAGGCUUUGUGAUGGGCUGUUGCUGCUGCACGUCUGCUUGUCUUCUGCCGGUGUGAGCAGCAGGUGGAGCGGGGGACCGAGCGGCGGAGCGGGGCAGUCAGAACCGCGCAGGCUGGCGGCGCCGCGGACAUGGGGAUUACAAAACUGUGGCACUUCGCGGCACCGGGAGGGAGAGCGGCACAAACUCCGCACGCCCGCUAGAAAACUCAGAUGCCAUUGUGCCCAUCACACGCAGCAUCAUAAUGAAUUAACGAGUAAAUGGAUGGCGGAAGAAGGGCCAGGACUGGAGUCAAGAACGGGCGGAAAACAAAGUGACAAAUACAAGGACAAGAGCAAAACUUUACCAGAGGAUGAUCGAGCUCUGAGGACACAGUAACACGAGCCCAGGGGGUCAAGUGGGUCUGUAGAUAAUACUAACCACAUCAAACCAUGGAAGUGCUCCUGUGCAGAUUGUUCUGUGCCUUUAUAAACAGAUAAGCCAAAAUGAGAACAAGCAAGCCAUAAAAACUGGCUAGAAAAACCGGACUGGCCCCAGAAUGCAAAAACCGCUUCAGUAAGAGAUGCUUUACUACAGCUGGAAGUAGGGAUUUAUUAUGCUGAAAGAUGUAACUGCAGAAAGGAGCCAUGUGACCUCUGAUUUGGGGUGGCCAAAGCAAAGAUACAACUAGCAUGGAAGUGUACACAACCCCCCUGAUUUACAUCUAUGACAACAGCACCGUGGAGGUGAACGCUUCAUCUAACUAUAACAGGACGGGUUCGGCAGGGACUACGGAUACUUACCAGUUCUACAUCAUCAGCCUUUUCCUCUCCUGCCUCUACACCAUCUUCCUGUUCCCGGUCGGCUUUAUCGGAAACAUCCUGAUACUGGUGGUCAACCUGAACCACACAGAAAAAAUGACCAUCCCCGACCUGUACUUUGUCAACCUGGCCGUGGCCGACCUCAUCCUGGUGGCCGACUCACUGAUCGAGGUCUUCAACCUGAACGAGCAGUACUACGACAUCGCAGUCCUCUGCACCUUCAUGUCCCUCUUCUUCCAGGUCAACAUGUACAGCAGCAUCUUCUUCCUGACGUGGAUGAGCUUCGACCGCUACGUGGCCCUGGCCAGCUCGGUGAGCAGUAGCCCGCUGAGGACCAUGCAGCAUGCAAAGCUGAGCUGCGGCCUCAUCUGGACGGCCUCCAUCCUGGCCACCCUGCUGCCUUUCACCAUCGUGCAGACGCAGCACCGGGGCGAAGUCAACUUCUGCUUCGCCAACGUCUUCGAGAUCCAGUGGCUGGAGGUGACCAUCGGCUUCCUGGUGCCCUUCUCGGUCAUCGGCCUGUGCUACUCGCUGAUCGUGCGCAUCCUCAUGCGGGCGCAGAAGCACCGGGGCCUGUGGCCUCGGAGGCAGAAGGCCCUGCGCAUGAUCGUGGUGGUGGUGCUGGUGUUCUUCAUCUGCUGGCUGCCCGAGAACGUCUUCAUCAGCGUCCAGCUGCUGCAGGGCGCAACCGACCCAUCCAGGGGGAGCGUCGGCACCCUGUGGCACGACUACCCGCUGACCGGGCACAUCGUAAACCUGGCCGCCUUCUCCAACAGCUGCCUCAACCCCAUCAUCUACAGCUUUCUGGGGGAGACCUUCAGGGACAAGCUACGGCUAUUCGUUCAACAAAAGGCCAGCUGGUCCGUGCUCUACCGUCUCUGUCACCACACUCUGGAUUUACACAUUGCUGUCAGGACAGAGGUGUCCGAGGUGUAAGGCACCAAACUUACUGGACAAAUCAGAAUGCUGUGGGGUGGAGAGACUGAGCAUUGGCUCUGGAGAACGUAGAGUAUGUGCUAGAAAUCCACCGGCAGGCCCGCAGAGAACUGUAAACAGUCCGACGAUAAGAUAAGACUGAGACUGGUGCGAACUCUGUCAUUCCAACACUGGGCAAACACAGGUCCCAAGAGCAGAAAAAGCAGGGACAUAUUCUUCAGGGGGCAUAGCCCAGAAUAAGCAGAACAUUUUCUUCUAAAUAUUUAAUUAUUUAUAAAGUGAAACUUUACUUUUUUUUGCUUAUUCCAAUUAAAGACCCUGCGGUACAAAUAAAAUGGAUUCAUUUCAAACGGAUUAUCAUUUUGACUGAAAAAGGGGAAAAAUGUGAAAAUUUAUUUGUAAUACAGAACUGACUACUGAAUUACUCAAGAGCCACUAGAGACUUGCAGCUUAAUCUAAACCUCACAGAAAGCCAGUUCAUUGGCCAGUUACUUUCCCUGGCACCUACAAACAAAUGCAACUGGGGGCUAAACUUUGAAGGCAGAUUAUGAGGUUAGCAAGAUGGUUUAACCCAGGGUUUUCUAUACCCUGACUCACUGUUAGUCAGGGUAAAUCGCUAUGGUAAACUUAUGCUGCAUGGUUAACCUGUUCUGGGACAGGUUAUCUUCAGGCUGAAGGAUUGAAAAAUUAAAAAAAACAAAGCACUUUGACCAAUCAACUUUGGAAAAGGCAUCUCCAUCACUGGAGGAUCCGGUAGAGCUAGGUGCAGAUAGUGAGGAAAUCUCUUCGCAGGGCAAGUCUUUCUCCGAGAAUAUGCAAUACAAAAGAUAUAGAUUCUCAACUGGGUGAAUACAACAGCAAGCUUCUUGAGCCCUGUGUGUCCAUAACCACUUAUCCCUUAACUAUGGGACAGUGAUAGACCUUAAUUCUCCAGUUUAUACUUACACUUUGGCAUGAUUGUUUCUGGUAAUGCUAUAUCAAUUUAAGAAGCAGCUAGAAUGUUCAGUCACAUUUGAAAUAAACUGUAAAAAUCUUUUUUUUUU